CUACAUUUACAGUUUGGAAUUUGAUGGACUUCAACGUGGAGUUUUAGGCUUUGGAGCUUACAACUUCUCCAGACCCAUGUUUGAGAUGUUGGCUCCCAGCAGGCACGUGGCCUUCCCAGAAGGGCCUGGAACCAGUGCAGAGGCCCCGGACCCUGGGGACAGGAGUAAGACAAAAAACCACAGCAGCAAGCUACAGGAGCUGGCCCUACUGCUGCCUGUGCCCCUUCAGAGCGGUCCGAAGAAGCUGACCAAGAAGGAGAUCUUGCUGCAUGUCUUGCAGUACAUUCAGUACCUCCACAGACACAUUGAUGCCACCAGGGCACUGCUCAGGCCUCACACUGCGGACGUGGGCAGUGGAGCGGGCGGGAUGGCUCGGAACUCAGCCCUUGGCCCAGCACGGCAGAGACACGCCACCCCUUCCAGCUCACCACUCUCCUGCAAACCCUGUCUCUGGGGCAUCUGCCCAAAACCUCGGAAGAAGAAGCUGACCCGAGGGCCAGAGCCACAAAUCUCAGACCGAAACCCUCGCCGCUGCCUGUCCCUGGAGAAGCCAGAGGAGCUGCUGGCCCUGCCCCUAGAGCAGCCAGGGGGAUCCACCACUCCCCUGAGACAUGGGGAGCCCUGCGAUCUCCCCAAGGCUGCCUGGGGUGACGGAGAGGCCAGUCAGGGCCUGCUGACUUUGCUGGACCCGGCCGAGGACGUCGCCUGCUCUGACUUGCCCCCCGGUGACUGUGCAAACCCAGACCAGAGUGCGCUGACCCUGGAACCCCAGGAGGGUGCAGAGGGGAUUCAUUUUCUCAACCAGACACUGUUCUGUCCCUGGCAGGAACUAAUGCUCUUCGACCCCAGCUGGGACGUGGACCAGGAGGCCCCAGGUGCUGACCCCUGGCUCCCUGCAUGGAGCCCAGAGCGCACCCCCCAUGGGAGUCCACUGUCCCUGGAGCCUCCUCAGGUGGAUUCCUGGAGCGUGCUCAGCCCUUCACUGCUCAGUUCCCCCAACUCACUGCUGCCCGAGCAAAUCCUGGAGGACAGCAUGGAGGACCUGAGCCAGGCUCUGUUUGAAGAUGUCCUCCUGGAUCCUGAGCCAUCAUCUCCCUCUACGCCGGCUGUGGCACCACCCCAGGACGAGCCCCGUGAAGCCCCGCAAGGGCUCCCGGAGCCCUCCACCCCGGGCUCGGCCUCGCAGGCGCUGGACCACUGCGAGGACGGCUCCAGCAGCGAGCUCACCGACACCGACUGGGACUCGGAGUCCAGUCAGGCAGCAGAGAGCCCCUGGGCCGACCCCGCAGGCUCGCCGCGCUCCAGCGACGAAGACCGGGACAGCACGUGGACCCCGAGCCCUGCGCCCCCGGCCAAGAAGAAGGCCGCCAGCCCGGCCGGGCCCAAGGAGGCCAAGAAGGCGACCGGCGCCGCCGCGCCCAAAAAGAAGUGCGUCAACGGCUUCAUCAUGUUCUGCCGCAUGAACCGCAAGCAGUACAUACGGGCCUGCCCGGGGACCGCGUCCACGGCCGCCACCAAGGAGCUAGCCCAGCUGUGGCGCGACAUGACCCUGCAGGAACGGAAGCCGUACUGCACCAAGGCACGCCGCUUCAGCCGCCAGCACAACCGCAUCGUGAAGAGAGGAAGCUCCAGCAGCGAAGAGGACUGGGACACCCCCAAACCCUUCUACCAGCUGCUGGCUGAAAGAGCCCGGGCGGCCCAGGCAGCAGAGAGAGGAGCGGACAAGGGCAGCUGUCCCUGCACCCUCCUGCAAUGA
Ochotona princeps (American pika) is the source of this 1756-nucleotide messenger RNA. RefSeq names its product meiosis initiator (gene MEIOSIN). Gene Ontology annotation, molecular function: protein dimerization activity. Lineage: Eukaryota; Metazoa; Chordata; Mammalia; Lagomorpha; Ochotonidae. Bases 77 to 1756 code for a protein of 559 amino acids. The record is from RefSeq and is a predicted model, not a curated record. The transcript is spliced from 14 exons.